Penicilliopsis zonata CBS 506.65 is the source of this 699-nucleotide messenger RNA. RefSeq lists its product as hypothetical. NCBI's taxonomy places the organism in Eukaryota, Fungi, Ascomycota, Eurotiomycetes, Eurotiales, Aspergillaceae. Bases 1 to 699 code for a protein of 232 amino acids. The transcript has a single exon. The record is from RefSeq and is a predicted model, not a curated record.
AUGUCGAUGAUUGAGGUCCAACUACCCAAGUCAUACCUGCGCGAAGCCCGCGAGGCUCUCAGCGUCCACGAAUGCAUGCAGAUCUACGACAAGUGGGCGGCAACGUACAACGACGAGGUGGGAGACGUAGCGCAGGACUAUGUCGCUCCGAGCCUGGUGGCCCAGGCGGUUCUUCGCGUGGCAAACCGCUCGCCGGAAAGUGCUGCGAUACUGGACGCCGGGUGCGGCACCGGUCUGGUGGGACAGGCGCUGGCGACGGCGGGCGCGACGGUGAUCGACGGCUUCGAUCUCUCUCCUGCCAUGCUCGCCGUGGCCAGGGAGACCGGCGUCUAUCGCAACCUGAUCCGUGGGGAUCUGACCUGCCGGAUCGAGGUGGCGGAUGGAGUGUAUGACGCGGUGGUCUGCGUGGGCACCUUCACCCUCGGCCAUGUCGGUUCCACGCCAGCUUUGCGCGAGUUCGCUCGCAUCACCAGGACGAACGGCAUCGUGGCUGCGACGAUGCUGGAGGAGGUCUGGGUGCCUGGAGGCUUCCAGGCCGAGGUCGAGGCUCUGGUAUCCGAAGGCCAGGUGGCCGUUGUCUUUCAGGAGCUGAUCGACUACGUCAAGGGGCAUGGCGACAAGGCGAUGUUGGUGAUUUUGAAGAAGACUUUGCGCGCCGAAGAGAAAGGCUUGCAAUCUGAUAUGGAGGAUAGGUAUUGA